AUGUUUAGACUUGAUUUGCAAAUCCGUCUCCUUUUCUUCUCCUUCUUACUGGGAAAUCCUUUCCUUUCAUUCGCUGGAAUUGAAAAGGAUCAUCAUCAAGAUUCACAUGCAAACGCAGGUGGGUGGGACUGUGAUGCAAUCAAAGUGCUGUGCCAACCAAGCCAUAGGCCUUUUGGAAGUGAGAAUCUUGAUGAUGCUGCAUCAGCCAUAAACGACUACUUUAAAAAGUUGGAUAAGGACUAUUCUAAUCUGACUUGUAUGGUCUUGCUAGCAGUGCUUCUGAACAAUCCUAGGUUUUCAAGUAUAGGCUAUUUGGAGGCCGAGAGGAGCGGCUGUUUGAUUAUGGAAACUGGAAACUGGAUUGGGAACAUGGAUUUACAUGAUCACAGACACAUGGUGGACGUGUCUUAG
Messenger RNA from Sphenostylis stenocarpa, 411 nucleotides. The record is from the annotation of a GenBank genome assembly. NCBI's taxonomy places the organism in Eukaryota, Viridiplantae, Streptophyta, Magnoliopsida, Fabales, Fabaceae.